Messenger RNA from Aspergillus vadensis CBS 113365, 3219 nucleotides. RefSeq names its product putative serine/threonine protein kinase Kin1 (gene kin1). Gene Ontology annotation, biological process: microtubule cytoskeleton organization; intracellular signal transduction; protein phosphorylation. The record is from RefSeq and is a predicted model, not a curated record. Bases 1 to 3219 code for a protein of 1072 amino acids. Gene Ontology annotation, molecular function: protein serine/threonine kinase activity; ATP binding; tau-protein kinase activity. Gene Ontology annotation, cellular component: cytoplasm. Lineage: Eukaryota; Fungi; Ascomycota; Eurotiomycetes; Eurotiales; Aspergillaceae. The transcript has 3 exons.
AUGUCCACUGCUGCUCCUCCCACUGCGUCACCCUCCGUCGUCCGAAGCCAGUCCAUCUCCUCUCGCUCCUCUUCCCAUCGCCCUCCCUCGUCUGAUCUCCCUCACCGAACCCGAAGUGUCGCGGUCCGUCCCGCGACUGCCUCCCAGCCAUCUCCGCAGCAUCACCAUCAUCAUCACUCGCAGAAUCGCUAUUCCCAUUCCUACUCCAAGUCUCAGUCCUAUGAUCGUCGCCCUCCCUCGAACCAAGCCGUCUUCGACAACAUAGCCCGUCGCGAUUUUGAAGCCUCCAGGGGUGCCCAACCCGUUCCGUUCCGUCGGGACUCCUCCAGGGAGCGUUCACAGGAGCGCCCCUCCACCUCCUACCGCUCCGAACAACCUUCACACAAACAGCACCGGAAUCUGUCGGCACACGGUCAUCAACGGGAUAGCAUCGACAUGGCUACCGCGGGGCCCGUCAUGGCGGAGGGUGUCGCGGGACAUUCGCAGGCUGCUGCCGGCGCCCACCUGCACCCGACCAACUCCGUACAAACAAAGCGUCGCACGAUGAUCACAACCCCGUCGGGUCAAUGGGCUUUGGGUAAAACACUGGGAGCCGGCAGUAUGGGCAAGGUCAAAGUUGGAAAGAACAUGGACACUGGUGAGCAGGUGGCCGUUAAGAUCGUCCCCCGGCAAUCCACGGAGGAACACCGCAGCUCGCGCGAAGCCGAAAGAGCUGAUCGCUCCAAAGAGAUCCGAACCGCCCGCGAAGCGGCCAUUGUCAGCCUCGUCAAUCAUCCGUACAUUUGUGGUAUGCGAGAUGUGGUGCGAACCAAUUACCAUUGGUACAUGUUGUUCGAGCUCGUCAAUGGGGGCCAGAUGUUGGACUACAUCAUCUCCCACGGCAAGUUGAAAGAGAAGCAGGCUCGGAAGUUCGCCCGUCAAAUCGCCAGCGCUUUGGAUUAUUGCCACCGCAAUAGCAUCGUGCAUCGUGACCUGAAGAUCGAGAACAUCCUGAUCAGCAAGACUGGCGACAUCAAAAUCAUUGACUUUGGUCUGAGCAAUCUAUUCUCCCCAAGAAGCCUUCUCAAGACAUUCUGUGGCAGUCUCUACUUCGCAGCUCCGGAAUUACUACAGGCUAGACAAUAUACCGGACCGGAGGUGGACGUAUGGAGUUUCGGAAUUGUACUCUAUGUUCUGGUCUGUGGCAAAGUGCCUUUUGACGAUCAGAGCAUGCCCAAACUUCAUGCCAAGAUCAAGCAGGGUGUGUUCGAGUACCCGCCCGGGCUCACAACAGAAUGUCGCCAUAUAAUAUCGCGCAUGUUGGUAACCGAUCCCAAGCAGCGUGCCAGUUUGGCAGAGAUAAUGAAUCACCCAUGGAUGAACAAGGGCUUCAAUGGGGCUCCCGACAACUACCUCCCAUACCGUGAGCCGAUACAGCUCCCCUUGGAUCCGGAGGUGGUCGAGAAAAUGACCGGAUUUGAUUUUGGAUCCGCGGAAUACAUUACAACACAACUCACCAAAAUUAUCGAGUCGGAAGAGUAUCAGCAUGCUGUAAAGGCCAUGGCUCGUGACCAACCUCCUCCUAGCCAUACCGAGAAGAAGCGCGGUGUGUUCGACUUCUACAAGCGACGAAACUCGGCCAGCAGAGACACACUGUCCGCUCCCUCCGCCGAAGCUGUUCAGUUAGGCAACGAUCCGGUUAAUGCCUAUAGUCCCCUGUUGUCGGUCUACUACCUGGUAAAGGAAAAGCUUGACAGAGAGCGGGUCGAAGUUAACCCUGGUGCGCUGGGUGUUCCGCACGCUAGCGGGGACUCGAUGCUCCAAAUGCCAGACCUUCCUGCGCCAGAGGCCGCUCACACCAACCAAUACCACGUUCCUGGAGAGAAAGACACUGGGAGAAGGUCUCGUCCUAGAGCAAGGACCCAUGGUGACGAUGAUCUCAAUGAUGGGAUCAAGAACCUUCAUCUGGCCCCGCAAGCAGGGCACUCUCCUGCGCCUCCUGCGUCGCAGCCGGAGACUCCGGUGAAGAAGGAGAGUACGGCAGCAGGUAUUCUAAGGCGGUUCAGUACGCGAAGGACCAAGGAGCGCAGCCGCGACCCGGAACGCGGCAGACUUGGAAGCCCACAUACGCCUUCCUUGAAUGUCCAGCCCCCAGCCGACUCAGCCUCGCCUCUUUCCAGGGGCUUUAGCGUUAAGAGGACCCGUCGUGCGGACCCGUCGCCGACAGCCGUUCACACGGGUGGUAGUCAACCACAGCACCAGGAUCUUCUCAAGGCUCCAGGACCUGCCGAGCCGGCCUCGCGGUCCAACAAGUUUCUGGAGAGAUCUGCAAGUGUGAACUCGGCAGACUACCGAGCUCGCCGCUCUCGCAGACACGAAGCGGAUACAGCGGCCCAGCCACCUCCAACUAGCGGCUCCGACUAUGCGAACGUGCAGAAAGAAACCACUCCCGGAAAGGAGGCCAAGUUGACCCGUACACACACAGCCCGGACAAUGUCACUGGGUCAUGCCCGACGCGAGAGCAUCCAGGCUCGGAGGGCCAGACGGGAAGCAACGCGCGAGGCCAACGUCCCUGAGGAGACUGAUGCGGAUAUAUCGGGCGCCGGUACGGCACUUGAAAGUGCCAACGAAGGAGAGGACCUCUCCAAGCCGGUGUACCUGAAGGGUCUCUUCAGUGUUUCAACAACCAGCAGCAAACCCCUGCCAGUCAUCCGGGCUGAUAUCAUUCGGGUAUUGAAACAGCUCUCUGUGGAAUACGUUGAGAUCAAAGGCGGCUUUAGCUGCCGCCACGCACCGAGCAUCGACCUGGACAAAGUAGUAGACGUCGGACCCCCCAGCCCAGACCGUCAGGGACAAGUUUCGGGCCAUCGUCGCCGCAUCAGCUUUGGGGGCUUUUUGAACCAUGAUGAGCGAGACGAAUCGCGACACUACACGCCUCGGGGCCAGCGUCGGACUCGUGCUCCACCGGAUCAAAGUUUCGUGACAGACUCUGAAGGCCCCGACGAAGAUGAUGGCUCUCGGGACCACCGUGACAACGUGUUGGUGGGCGAACGUGUCAUGGGAGAGACUACGACCCGGGUGCAGAGUGAUACGGGCGAGAACCUGGUCCUCCGGUUCGAGAUUCUGAUUGUCAAGGUCCCGCUGUUCUCGCUGCAUGGUAUCCAGUUCAAGAAGGUUGCAGGCGGUAUGUGGCAGUACCGGGAAAUGGCCAAGAAAAUCCUGGACGCAUUAAGACUCUGA